Molecule: messenger RNA, 624 nt
Organism: Centruroides sculpturatus (bark scorpion)
Lineage: Eukaryota; Metazoa; Arthropoda; Arachnida; Scorpiones; Buthidae
Exons: 3
Coding region: 82-618 (178 amino acids)
Source: RefSeq, a predicted model, not a curated record
GACACAAAAAACUUGAAAGUUUUGUGGAAAAAUUUAAAAAAAAAAGCAAGAAAAGAUGUGGCAUCAAAUAAACGAGCACGGAUGGGUACUGGAGGAGGAAUAUGUGCCGAUGUCGAGUGUCCAAUGCCACCAAUUACACAACAAAUUUUCUCCUUAAUCCCCGAGCAAAUUACGCCUCUCCCAAAUCCUGUUGAUAGCGAUGCUGAUUUUAAUGUCCCUGUCGAAGAUAAUGUUGUGGCCGAAUUUCCUGCAUUACUGCAACAGCAAUCAGGAGAAUCAAAUAGUGAAACUUUGAAUGCAUCAAAUGUACUCAUACAGGAUUUAUAUCUAGUGAAUCCAUCUGAAUUUUCUGAUGAUCCAACAACUAAUGAACCACCACCCAAUAAUAAUCGUCGCAGUAAUUUUAAAAUUGUUGAUAAAUAUGCACUAGAAUAUCACAAAGCUCGAAUGCAUUUUUUAAAAGAAGAACAUAGAGCUAAAAUGAAUUUUAUGAAGGAAGAAGAUUUAAGAAGAAAGAGAGAGCAUGACUAUAGAAUUGAACUCCUACAAGAAGAAAAAAGAGAACAACAAUUAAAAAUAGAACUACUGCAAGAAAAAUUAAAAAGCAUUAAAAAAUAGUCUUAU